AUGUCUGACGUGAGCUCCGAUCCCGGCAUGGCGGGUCCAUCGUUGAGCCGAGACAUGCAGCACUGCCAACAGCGGCAGCCGCUCAUUCCGCCGCCUCGAAACGCCUUCACGCAGUUCGCUCAGGAGAAGAGGCGAUCGCUGGCCGCUGAUAAGGCGAAUGAAGCCAACCAGCGAAUGUGCUGGCUGUGGCGUUCCCUCAGCGUCGCCGCCAAGAAAUCCUACCAUCGCAAAGCGGCUGAAGUUGCUGCCGUCCACCGAAGGAGAUACCCCGACUACGUCCAUCGCGGGGCCCGCCAGCGCAAGAUGCACGAGCACGAGCAAGAGGGGCAUCUCUGGAGGAAAGCACUGCAGCUGAAUUUUCGCGGCCGCUUUGCAGGGUCGCGACAUCUGGGAGUUGCAGGAGCCAUCUGCCGCCAUUUGCACUGCCGAUGUUCUACAAAUGGCGUGCAAACUGGUCUGCGCACGGUAGAGCAUCGUGCACUGGAAGUGAAACACCGUUUCUUACGCCGUUGA
Molecule: messenger RNA, 513 nt
Organism: Rhipicephalus sanguineus (brown dog tick)
Lineage: Eukaryota; Metazoa; Arthropoda; Arachnida; Ixodida; Ixodidae
Product: transcription factor SOX-3-like
Exons: 1
Coding region: 1-513 (170 amino acids)
Source: RefSeq, a predicted model, not a curated record